Messenger RNA from Gadus chalcogrammus (walleye pollock), 11995 nucleotides. RefSeq names its product M-phase phosphoprotein 8 (gene mphosph8). The record is from RefSeq and is a predicted model, not a curated record. Gene Ontology annotation, cellular component: nucleus; cytoplasm. Gene Ontology annotation, molecular function: protein binding. NCBI's taxonomy places the organism in Eukaryota, Metazoa, Chordata, Actinopteri, Gadiformes, Gadidae. The transcript has 9 exons. The coding region runs from base 187 to 6027 and encodes 1946 amino acids.
UAGGCGGUGCUACCAGUCGCUUCCAGCUGCUGCAGGAGGGCGGGUUACAGUUGCGGUAGCCAACGCUGCUAGUGGUGGUAGUAGCUAGCACGGCCUUUUGAGGGCUCUUCGCUGAAUUGUUAUUGUUUUUAAAUAAAGGCUGGUAUCCUCACUCUUGGGAUACUAGAGUGUGGAAUAUUAUCCGCCAUGGACACUGAGGUGGAGAAACCCGAACCCGCGGACAGCGAACAGGACGAGGAGGAGGAUGUUUACGAAGUGGAGAGAAUCAUCGAUAUGCGCCUCGAAGAGGGGGAGGUUCUGUACCGGGUCCGCUGGAAGAACUAUUCCUCGGACGACGACACCUGGGAACCGGAGGCCCAUCUGGAGGACUGCAGAGAGGUGCUGCUGAACUACAAGAAGAACAACGUGGAACUCAAGCUCAAGAGAGAUGCAGAGGCUAAGAAAAUGACGGUCCCGACAAAGACGGACGUGGCCGAUGAAGACUCCGAGAGCGACAGCGACAAAGAACGGCCUAGCGACAUGCCCCUCAAGAAGAAGAAGAAGAAGGUGAUGCCGAAGGAAGCGGAGUCUCCACAGAAGGAAAGGGAGAAGGAGAAGGAGAAGAAGAGGAAGAAGAAGGACAAGAAGAGGGAGGAGAUGACGAAGCCCCUGCCAGCACCCGAGACGGAGGAUGAGGAGGACGCACCACCUCCGUCGCCCCCCAGCCCGUCCCCCUCGCAGCCCAGGGAGAAGCUCGUAGAGAGGAAGAAGCGUACGGUGGACACGGACGAGGAAGAGGAGGAGCUGGCACCUACCAAGAAACACAGGAAGGACAAGGGGAGGGAGGCUGGAAGACUCAAAAAGGACAAGUCGGAGGACGGACGCAAGAGGAAGGGGAAGAGGGAGAGGAAGAUGGUGUCGUCUGAAGACGAGGACGCCGCUCCCCUGGAGCAGGACCUCAGCGACGAGCCGUCGGGCCGCUCGGAGGAGAGGGGCAAGCAGAAGAGAGGUCCGAGGUCGGAGCUGAAGCUGCAGGGCUUCAAGGACCUCCUCCAGGACAAGAAGCUCAAGAAGACUGAGGCGGCCGCCGGGCCCUCGCAAAAGGAGGCCAGCACCCCGAAGACCAAGAGCCAGGCCUCCAGGCCGAGGGAGGACCCCGCGCCCCACUCCUCCGACUCCUCCGACAGCUCCUCCCUCCAGAAGAAGCCCAGGAGCAAGGCGGCGCCAGAGGGCACGGUUCCGCCGCCCGCCCCCAAACUCCCGCCGUCGUCCGCAUCCAUCGCCUCCUCCUCGUCCUCCUCCUCGUCCUCACUGGCGUCAGCCGGUGGCGGGGGCGCCAAGGCCCGGGGGGAGGAGGCCGGGGUGAAGGACGUGGGGAUGAAGGAGGCGGAGUCUAUCCCGGGGGGUCAGAAGGAAGGCGCCGGCUCCACCAACCUGUUUGAGAAGUUCCUGCUGAACUGCGAGGCCAAGGACCGAGUUCCGCGCCGGCACGCCGUGCACCAGCCUCCCGUCGUCGCUACGGAAACCAUCAGCAGCGCCGGGAAAACACCCAAGCUGAUAGGGAAGAUUGAGAAGAAGGGAAAGGCGACAAAAGAUUCUCCUGCCCAGAAACCAGAUGCAGAAAAGUUGGCAGCCAAGCAGCCAGAAGCCCCCCGAGCGGGCCAGAGCCACGGCUUCAGUCUGGACAGCGAUGAGAAGGACGCGGAGGAGCCGGUCGCACGGCCCCGCGCGGGGGAGGACCGGAGGGACAAGGCGGAGGAGGCGCAGAGGCCCGCCUGGGAGAGGAGGACGCCCGCGGACGACCGGAGGUGGAAGAGGAGGGAGGACAGCGAGCCCAGGCUGUUCAUGGCCUGUGACGAUACGCCCGACCCCCAGGACGCCCAAGAGGGAGCAGACAAGUCCAGGGGCCAAGCCACCCUGAGUCUGGGCAUGGACCUGAACCUGGACUGGAUGACCCUGGAAGACUUCCAGAAACACCUGAACGGAGAAGAUGAGAUCUUGUCAGGUCCACCGCUCUCUCCCAGUGAGCUCCGGGAUGCAGUGAAGAGUGGGGACUACAUGUCUGUUAAACUGGCGCUCAACUCGAAGGAAGAGUACAACCUGGACCAAGAGGCAUGUUCGGUUGAGGAGAAGAUGGCAUUUGAAGAAGACAAGAGUUUGAUUGAGGAGAAGAUGGAUUUUGAAGGAGACAAGAGUUUGAUUGAGGAGAAUACAGCUUUUGAACGAGACAAGAGUUUGAUUGAGGAGAGGAGCUCACACACUUCGAAUAGGUUUAAUCUUGGCAUGGAGAGUGCAAAAGAAGAGGGCACUUUGAGACUCAAUAACAAUCACCUGCAAGAUCUUGCGGGCCAAAUCUGUAGUUAUACCCUUCCAAAUACAGCAGAUUUACCACAGCAGGUCCCAAACAAAAAACAAGAUGAGCGACUUUUAAAUAAGGAUGAACACACUGCUGGCAACCUGUUGCCAGAAGUCCAGAUGCCAAUGGACACCAACGUGGAUUUUACUGGUGAGAUGAGUUUGGGUUUAAAGCAGAAUAAUUUGAGCAAUGGCUCUGAAAUUAUCUCAGACAAUGAGCUAACCAGCCCGGGUGACCAUAACGGGCUAGAAGACAUCCGACCAAUGCAAACGGAUGACCAAGUGGAUGAUGAAGUUGGGAAAUGGAGCCUUCCAUCUGAACCUGCAGAAAGAACAAAUAGCCUUCAGGCAGCAGAUGAUGACACCAUAAUUACAUCUGCAAAGAGCAACGCAGAGAGCCCAAAAAUUAAGACCGGACACAGGAAAAUCAAGGAAAGACGACAACCAACCAGAUUUAGCUCGAGGAUGUGCAAAAAGGUACUCCAAACUAGUACGUUGGAGGAGGAUGACGACGACGACGAGGAUGAUUAUGAUGAGGAUACAUCCAAAGAGCACUUCUGCUUGUAUUGCAAAAAUCCCUUCCGCCGAUUACUGAGGCAUUUAGAACGCACACAUUCAAAUGAGACAGAAGUCACUCAUGCCAUGCACUUCCCCAAGGACUCCAAAAUCAAGCAUACCUUACUGGAUCAAAUCCGCAACAAAGGAGAUUAUGAGCACAAUUGCAGUGUCCUCCAAAGUGGAGAAGGAGAAAUUGUCACAAAGAAAAACAUGAAUAAUGCUAUGCUGUCUGACAGAGAUUACUUGCCUUGCCAGCACUGCCUUGCAUUUCACCGCAAAACCGAUCUUUGGAAACACGAGCGAGCGUGUAAGAGGAGAGGGGAUCAAAGGUCCGACAUCGGAACAAAGAGGUUCAGAGUUCAGAGUGCUGCUUCUCGACUACUUCCCAUGUCGGAGUUCCUGACCGGGGGCUGUGAGGAAAUAAUUGACAUCAUGCAUCAAGAUGAAAUCUCUCACCAUGUACGGAAUGACCCACUCAUCUGUAAAUAUGGCAAUGCGCUGUCUGCUAAACAUGACUACGACAGAUCCCAGUUUGCUUACAUUGCACAGAAAAUGAGGGAGCUGGGUAGAUUUAUCCUUGCUGCCAAUGAAAUUGACAGCAGCGUACACUUUUUGCAUGAAAUGUGUACACCUUGCAGAUUUGAAUUGGCUGUUGAAGGGGCCAAGAAGUUGGCUGGUUUUGACCAAACCUCCGGUCGCUAUAAGACGGUUUCCCUGGUCUCAAAGAUAGGCUACUCUUUAAAACGAGCUGCAGAAAUUGCUUUUGGUGAAAGCCGAAUGACUGAGGACAGGGAAACAGAGGCCCAAAUCCAAAGAUUCAUAAAUCUUCUUGAUAAAAAGUGGGAUCAAAGUUUCUUCAAAAGCUCUCGUACGGCCUCUCAGAAAGUGGAAAUAGAUAAAUCAACGCUGACCGAGGACCUGAUCAAACUUUAUAGAUUCAUAACGAUAGGAGGCGAUGAAGCUUCCCGAGAGCUCAAGGAGAACCCUGGUUCAUUGUCAUGGAGGAAGCUUGGCGAGGUCACUCUCACCGAGGUCUAUCUCUUCAACAGAGGCCGAGUGGGAAACACUGGGCGAAUGCUUCUGAAGGAGUACAAUGGCAAAAAGAUGGAGGUACCAUUCACGCCUUCUGCUGAACAGAUUCUGCAAUGCACAAAACUAGAACUGGAACUUAAGGAUGGUCUUACAAUAUUGGAAUUAGAGGGUCAUGGCUGUAGAAACAUGCUUGUCUUUCUUACUCCAAGGAUGGUAUCAUCCAUUGAUCUACUCAAUGAAAAUCGAGAUAAGGCUAAUGUGGCAGAAGGCAACCCAUACGUAUUUGCAAGAAAUGAAUGCCUUUCCCCUCUCAGGGCAUUUGAUCAUUUGAGAAAAGCAGCAGCUGAAUGUGGCGUUGUGAACCCAGAUGCCAUUUUGUCUGCAACCCUACGAGACCAGGUUGCCAGUUAUUGGCAGCUUAUGAGCCUGAAGGAACAGGAGUUGAACAAAAUUGCCAAACUCCUGGAUAGGAGCAACGAGGAGUUCACCAAGCUCCAAGAAAACCCUUCCCUGUUGGAGGAAAUGAGCAAACAACUGCUCAAGUUGGAUAGGACUUUGUAUUUCCGUCCUAACCCUAACCCUGAAACUUCAGGUCUUGCUCAAACUUCAGGUCUUGCUCAAACUUCAGGAGCCGUCCGGAUGAGUUUUGCCAGGAAGAAAGGUUGGAAUGAGGAGGAGCAGGAGGCGGUGAGGCGGUACCUUGGCCACUACUUCACGCUCAUGAAGCUCCCUGGGAAGAAGCAGUGCUUGGCCUGCAUCACCGCUGAACCCGCCCUCAGCGCCAGGUCCUGGACUGACAUAAAGAAUUACAUUCACAACAGGUUGCAGUCAAUGAAAAGGAAAUGUUUCCACCGUAAGGCUCAAGGAGAUAAUAAGUUCUUGAGGAAAAGGAACCAAAGAGGGGGUCGGCGUGCUAUGAAGAAGGAAUUUCCAGACAAAAAUAAGGAUUUUGUUCUCAGCCGGACAACCAAUCCACCAACCGAACAUAGAGAAAUGUCUCCAACAAAUCAGGCUGCUGUACUAUAUCCUCAAGUAAAACAGGCCAUGAACACUGUGCAUUUAUCGAUGGUCGGUUCUAAAACAAACCGAGCAGUGACAAAUACACCAAUGAUUCCCACGUUUACCCCCUUAAAUGCACUUACAAAAACAUUUACCCCAGAGAUCGCUAGAAGUACGCUCUUGUCUCCGCCGUAUUCAACGCAGCGCGCAACAAGUAUGCCAGUUCAUCCUGCAUACUCGCCACAACAUGCUACAAGCAUGCCGGGACAUCUGGCAGGGUAUUCGCCGCACAGCAGCAGCCCUCUGAUGAUUCCAACAUUUAUGCCGUUAAACGCGCCGUGUUCACAACAGCUCCCUCGGUUCACACCGCUGAAUGAUAGACGUUCAAACAUGCUUUCCUCCUUCAGACCCCUGAACCAUUCUAGUACAACAGGUUUCCCCACAAGCCCCCCCAGAACGCACAGCAUGACCCCUCUCUCAAGCACCCUUUCGAUGAACCUAGUCGCAAGUUCCCAGUGCACAACCACUCUCCCAAGCUACCAUGUGACCCACCCAAACCCCAGAACCCACACCACAAACCCAAACCCCAGAACACAAACCACCAACUCAAACCCUAGAACCCACACCACCAACCCAAACCCCACAACCCACUUAAAUCACCAGAGCCCAAGCUCCCACACUACAAACUCGAUCCCAAGCACCCAUGCACGAUCCAAAGGUGUUCAGCACCGGACACCGUCAAUGAAAAGUAAUGACUCCUCCGUGGACACCCCUGAUACUCCCACAAGUUCUUCUUCCCAAAAGACUCCCAAGAAAGCCAAGAGGUUGUGGAGUGAGGCGGAGCAGACCGCCGUUCGACGGCAGCUGGGUGACAUUGGUGCGCUGACGAAGGUGCCCGUCAAGAAGGACUGUGACGCGUGUCUAGCGGCCGAGCCUGCUUUGAGAAGCCGGACCUGGCGGGAGGUCAAGUACUUUGUUCACAACACUAUUCAGUCCAAGAAGAAGAGGGCAAACGCUCCUCCUUCCAAACGGUCUGCACCCCUCAGCCCCGGGGUUCCUAACGCCAUUGCAGAAUGGGAUGCUCCCGUCUAUCUUUCCCUGUAAAUACUACAAUGAAAAACCAUUGUAGGAGACAAUUAAAAGAAGCGGGAUGGUUGGUCAUCCUAAAAAAGGAAUCGUCUUAAGCUCACGGCAAACAGGAAUAGCAGUGAAUUGUACUGACAAAGCUUUGAACAGGAUUUAUUUGUCCUAAGAUUCAUAUUUUGUUUCCCCCCCCACAGUGUUCUCCGAUUCAGGUAGUCAUACUUAGGAUUUGUGACAUCAUACAAAUAGGAAUGGUUUUUGCUUGUUUUUAGAGCAGAUGAAGAUAAACUCAGCCUGAUCUACCUCGAGGCAUGGCUGCCGUUUCCUGCAUAUUGUCAAGCAAGGAAUAAAACAAUUAUUUCGAUUUUAAUCCAGCAUAUUAAUAUGGAGUAAUUGUAUAUGGAAGUAAAUCUGUGCCAUCGGAUUUUGAAAAUAAAAAGCCAUUGAAUACUUAGCACUGAAUAUUUAUGCAUUGAAAUAACGUAUCUAGAUUUUUUUGCCUCUAAAUUUAACCCAAUAAAUCAUAUUCAGCUUUAUUUUUCGAUGUUAAAAAAUUCAAAAUCAAACAUUCAACGUAAAUAUUUAUAUAAAAUAUAGUCCCAAAAUUCCACAUGCCAAAUUCAGCUGCAAAAUUCAAUGUCUGAAAAUUCAGUGUUAACAUCCGACACCGGAUGCACGUUAAGUGGCUGGAGCAAAACGGUUGAUAUGCCUCUGUGACGGAAUAACAAGAGCGCAACGAGCGAGCAGAGCCAACACUAUUCCGCACAGACAAAUUAAAAGCAGGUUGCUUUCGGGAAGCUCUUCCCGAGGCACGCGUGCUUCCACUGGAACUACAGGCUGCUGCCGCUUCAGUUGCGCAAUGCUGUCGGCUCUGCGCUCUCGUUCCACAGUGGGCAGCGGGCUUCAGCAUCACAUCACAGAUCGCCCCAGCAUCACACUAAACGUAGGCAGAGUGACCUCGGCGGAUUGCCCCAAAUUGGUGCCCUAAUAAAUUGGGCUCCUUGACCAACUACAAUUACUCUUACGUUGCAUGUAAAUCCAGCCAAGUCACUGCAAUCACACACACACUUCACGUACAGGCAUUAGUUCAUUGUUUGCUUCAUACUGCAGUAAAAAAAUAAUAACAAUGGUGUGCAUCAUAACAAAAACAUAAGAUCCCCCAGUGUUAAUUUCGGUAACAAAAAAUAUGACGAAAAAUUUCGUCAACAACCAUUUUUCCAUGACUAAGACGAGACGUUGACGAGCUAAAAAUAGAUCUUUGAUAAUAAAAACUAUGACGAAAUGUACGUUUUGUUUUCGUUGACGAGACGAGACAGGACUAAAAUGUUAGUGGUGUGCUAUUUGGACAUUAAAAAAUGCACGGAAAAAAGAUAAUUGCGAAUUGAUUUGUGAGUUUGCUUUACCAAUGAUGUAAGUAAUAUUGAGAAUAGAUUUUCUUAAAAAAAACUAAACGAAAACUAUCGUAUACCCCAAGGGAAUACAUGAACGCCUCGAAAUGUUUCGAUUGGUAGUGAUUUUCACCUCUUGAAAUUGAAUUAUUUUAUUUUUGAAAGAAAACACAUGGAAGCAAUGGAGAACGCCAUCUCUCGUUCGGUUGUUUAGAACUGAAAAUCCGGUUGCCAGGACAACGUGACGUUUAGUACCCUAUUUGAGUGGAACAAUUUAGCAGUUGUCCAUAUAUAUGGGGUUAGCUUAAUUUAACUAGUUUAAAAAGAGAAAACAUUUGGACUAAAAUAAUGACUAAAAGUUGACAAAAAUGUAAGGACUUUUCGUCUACUAAAACUACAGAGGAAAACAAUGACUAAAAUGUGACCAAAUCUAAUAAGCAUUUUCGUCAAAAGACCAAGACUAAAUCUAAAAUAGCUGACCAAAUUAACACUGGAUCCCCCCCCUUCACCUUGUUAUUAAAUGUGCUUAAUAAAUACAUUUGAUUUGAUUAGCAUUUUACAGACCGAUACAAGGGAUAGGGCGUUUAGUAAGGUCUACCACCGUUGCUUGUCUCCCCAUAAAAAGCUACAGUCAGUGUUUAAUGACGUUGAAUUGCCUUUGAGCAUUUCCUAUUAUAGGCUACUGUGUAAAAUGCUGUAUUGAAUUAACGUCUGUAUCAAGAAAGAAGAAUUGAGUGACGGUCUUAUUCCCGCUCUCCUUUCUUGACCUUGGAUCGAUUGGUCUUCCUUGGGUCCCCGGAUGUUAACACUGAAUUUUUCGACAUUGAAUUUUGCAGCUGAAUUUGGCAUGUCGAAUUUGGGAACGUUGAAAAUAUUUAUAUUUAAUAUUUAAAUUGUUGAAUUUUUGAUUUUGAAUUUUUAACAUUGAAAAAUAAAGCUUUAUAUGAUUUAUUGAAAAUUCUAAGAGUUUAAAUUUAGAAACAAAAAAGCCAAAUGCGUUAUUUCAAUGCAAAGAUAUUCAGUGCUUAUAAUUCAAUGGGUUUUUAUUUUCAAAAUCCGAUGGCACAGAGUUACUUCCAUAAUUGUGCUUUGUUUGUAGUUUCUACAUAGUGCCCUUGGGUGCUAAAACAGUGAAUUCCCUUUUUUUCACCUUAUAUUAAAUAAUGUUGAAACAGCUCAUCCGUCAUUAUCUAGGGCACCCAGUUCUACAUGAUAAGCUCUAUGUUGUGAUUGGUUGAUUACUCAUUAGGGUGCAAGGAAAUGCACCUACUGAGAUCGUCUUUAUUUUACCAAGUGGUGGUGUGUUGUAGUAUAAUUGAAACCACAGCAUUAAGUAAUCCAAGUAUGUUUGUAGCUCUGGCUCAAGGGGAGCAAGUUCCAUCACAUAGUUUGUAAUGUAUUUAUGAUCAAUGUACCUUUUUAAAAAUCAUUGGAGAUAUUCUGUAGGGAUGGUUCUGGUCUGGCUCGUUGGUAGACAGGUGAGAUGCGCUAUCCACUACUCCAGAUAUCCAAAUGGGUGUUUUCCUUGAAGGAAACAUGUCAGCCCAAAUUAUUUGUCCUGUUAAAGAUUUGUCUUGCUUUUCCCAAGUGUUGCUAGCUUGUUUUAUUUUGUCACUGAAUCUUGAAUGAACGGGACAUUAAAAUCAAGUUUGCAUUGUGACAUAUUCACUGUUUUUACCCUAUAUAAUAACCCUCCUUUGUUUUAUGGCUUCGGAUAAUGAAAAAUACGACAUAUCUCUCAACUUUGAAGAUAUCUUCUGUCUGACUGAGGUUCCAUGGGCCAAAGUUUCGUCAAUUUCUCUAAAAGCCUGACGGACCUCCCGCACCUAGUGAAGUUUGCAAACGUCGGAUUGGACAGUGUUCAUUCUAGGGACAGAUUAUCGAAGAGUUAAAUGCAAUGUACAAUAUCAUGAAGUAAGCUGCCCUGACUUUUCAUAACUCUGCCCCUCCCUGUAGGUUUAAUUACUUUGUCGACUUAUGAACUUGACACAAUGUUGCCCACUUGUUAUAUAUACCUAAUUUAGCUAGUAGCCUACAUUAUAGACGGCCUGUAAAAGCCAAAAUGCCAUUAGCUUCUUGUUACUGCUAGCUAGAUAUUAGAAUUCCAAGUAUAUACCCUUGGUGGGAAAUCGGUUUCCAAAAUUUCCUUUGGAAUUUUUAAAAACAUGUUUAAAUGUUUCUGUUCCUCAUGCUCGCGUCAUUAACUUUCAUUUUUACUAGUGUGUAUUUACAAAUUUCUGAUUAUUUUUUACUUUUCUAUUUCCGCACAUUUGUUGAGAAGAAUGGCGAUUCGCACAAUUUAUUGUAUUUGUACAAAAUUCCUCUAGGCAAAGAACACAUGCGAAGCAUUUUUAUUCUUGUUAGAAAUAUAAUGACGCCUAUAACAUGAUGCUGAUCUGGUGAACUGCUAACAAAGUCAAAAUUAAAUCAUGUUAAUCGUUAAAUUAAAAAAGUACUGUUAACUACACUGCGCUAACCAAUUACAGUAUGAAAACUGCAAUUUGUAGCGGUUAAGAUAAAUGGGAGGCAAUUUAUCUCAAGGGUAAAACAAAAGUUCUCAAGAUGCAAUUCAUAAAUAAUUAUUUUGAUUUUAAUUGAAUGAUAUUGUAGAACUUUGAUAAUUUCCCCACCUUCAACGUCUGCACAUCAAUUUAAUUAACAUCAAUCAAACAUUCUUUUACAUUUUUUAUGCCAUUUACACAAUAUCAAUUAUAAUUUAAAUGCACCUGUAGAACAUUCAUUUUUAGUUUUUUACCUUGAAGCGAUAAUGGACUUUUGCUUGGUCCAUCGCAUUGUAGAGUGCAGCUGUUAACAGGUAGUUAUUUCCCCAUCGUCACAAUUGUUUUAUUAUAUUGUUUUUAAAACUACUAUAAUUCCUCAUACCGUACAGGGUACAUUCAUAGUUAUGAAUUCAAUUUCAGUUGCAAAUUUGAGGUAUUUUAGUUUUAAAUGUUACACGUAAAUUGUCAAGUACAAUUUAGUAUGUUGGGUAAAAGUAUUCCUGAUGGAGUCGAGUUCCACUGAAUUAAAGCUUACAUAGAAUAUCAAAAACUCUAACCAAAAUGUGUUCCAUAGCUGAAAAGUGUUUUAUAGUUUUUUUUUGUUUGGCCAACAGGCUGUUCUUUUCAUGCACUUUUUAUGUAUUAGCAUCUAAAGCGCGUUUCCUCCAAAAUGACCCUGGACUUUUAUUCUCAGGAGUUACACAUCAAGGGACUGAAAUGUUACUUCAGCUCCUUGUGUGUAUUUCAACCCCUGGGUUAAGGCAAAUUAAGCUCCUUUCACAUCAGACAGAUAAUGAAUAAAAAAGCGAAUAAUACUGAGAGAAAUCAGAUCAACGAAAUUGUGUCAACUAUCACUGACGUUGUGAAUAUGCAGCAUUUUCCAAUGAGUCGGGGCAGUGAAAAAUACAUAGAUUCCAAAAGUGCAAAAUACUGUAGCGAAUAAGUGUGUGCAAUUUUAAAUACACCCAUGGUUAAGAGACAUUUAGCUAUCAAGCUGGAUAAUCAACUGAAAUAAUUUGUGAAUGUAGUUAACCUCUAAUGGAUGCAAUAUGAAGAUUGGUUGGUUUAAGCCGACUGCAAGUUGAAAUGAACCAAUCAGAAAUGUUCAGAGCAGAAAGCUCCUCCCCAAAAGGUUCCUUAAACUUUGGAAAGUCCGACCCCCAAAGAACGAUGUUUUUGGGAGUAAAUUGCCCCUGGAACUUAAUUUAGACCCCGUUUCCUGCGUUGGAAACAUGCUUAGUUCCUGCAAAGAUUCCUCGUUCCAGUGUAAAGUUCCUGCGGUGGAAACGCGGCUUAAUGCACUAUGGUUUUCAAAGUAUUUAUGUUCUUAUUCAGCCACUGUAUUCUACAUUCCCAUAAACCAUGCAGUUAUUAUCAGGAAUGUUUGGUGCUCAACCCAGGAAAUAUAUGAUCUAAAGUUUAUCUCUAACCAUGAUCCACAGGUUUUUUUGUAGUAGACGACAAAUAACUCUUGUAAAAACACAUUUCACUGAAUGGUCAUCCUCUUAUCAUUUACUGUAUGGAACCUAUAACUUCUGCUUGGACAAUAAAUUGUUUCUUGGCUUAAAUGUAUUUCAUUGUACCAUUAUUGAUUCCUCAUAAUUGAAACUAUGUUUCAAAUAGCCAACUGGUUUCCAUAGCUCUGAUAUCUCCUGGGUCUCGCAUGUUCUACUGUUAAUUGUUUUUGGUACCUCUGGAUUUUUUGAAGUCCCAAUGUGUAAAAAUGAGCCCCUCCCAGUUAAUGGGUUUAAAAAAAAAAAUAGUCUUCUGUCCACUCUGACGAACUGUGUUACGAAAGCAGAGCAUAGCUCUGGGCCCUUGGUGGCAUGAGUGAGAGGAGUUUUCGGAUUGUUUUAUUUAUUUAUUUUUUAAAAGAAAGCAGGACAAAAUAUCUUCUCUGGGUUGUUUUCCAUCAUGCAUGUUAAUGUGUGUUGUAUGUUGUGUGGUUGUUAUGUUGCAUUUUCAUCAUGUUUGUAUUCCAUGUUUUAUGUUGUUCAUGUGUCAAAUGUUCUUCCUCAUGCAUGUGUGGGCUUCCUGCCUGUUAUGUUGUUCCUCAUGUAUGUGGUUGAUCAUGUGUAUGUGGUCAUCAUGUAUGUCAUG